AUGAUUGUCGAAAUCCCAGACAGAACCAAGGCGCAGCAAAUCCUUAAGACCACGCCGGCGCUCUCGGUGGGCUUGAUCAUCUUCGCCGUGCUUUUUUAUGUGGUGUACCCAGCGUCGUCCACUGCCCUAGUGCUCUAUCCUUCUGCCCCCAUUGAAUUCAACUUGAACGCGAUUUCGUUCUAUAUUUUCCCGCACGCCAACUUCUUGCACUUGGCAGUCAACUUGGUGGCGUUGUUCCCGCUCAUAUCGCGCUAUGAGAGGGCCAACGGCACGGUCAAUACCGGCAUCACCUUGAAUUUGUUGGCUGUGGCUGCGGCCUUGCCGUACUGUCUUGUGGGGCUUUUCCUCUACCCCGAAAACGGCGUGGCAGGCUUGCUGGGAAUCUGCUUCUCGUUCUUGACCUAUUACUGCCAGAAGGAGUAUGCGCAAACCCCGGUGUUGUACCAGUUCACGGUGGCCGGGCGCGACGUGCAGAUCCCCACCGAGUAUUUCCCAUUCAUCAACUUGUUUGUCAUUGCUUUCUUGGUGCCGUCGACCUCGUUUUUCGGCCACUUGGCCGGCAUUGGAGCCGGCUACUUGUUGGCUAUGGGCUACUUAAAAGUGUUGUAUCCUCCGCUGAAGGUUGUGUUGUUCAUUGAGCGCAAGUUGGCGUCUGGGAUCGAUCAAUUGAAGCGCUUGGUCGACUUCAUCUCUGAAGAGGAUGCGGUGGAAGAAAGAGGCGUCGCGUAUAGACCGCUUUUUCUGGCGGACCUCGAGCUGGUGACCCCUGUGUCUCAAGUGCACGAGUCUUUUGAAAGAAGAGUCGACUCAUGA
Metschnikowia bicuspidata var. bicuspidata NRRL YB-4993 is the source of this 813-nucleotide messenger RNA. RefSeq names its product putative rhomboid protease. Gene Ontology annotation, molecular function: serine-type endopeptidase activity. NCBI's taxonomy places the organism in Eukaryota, Fungi, Ascomycota, Pichiomycetes, Serinales, Metschnikowiaceae. The record is from RefSeq and is a predicted model, not a curated record. Gene Ontology annotation, cellular component: membrane. Bases 1 to 813 code for a protein of 270 amino acids. The transcript has a single exon.